Arvicanthis niloticus (Nile rat) is the source of this 2309-nucleotide messenger RNA. It is a transcript of the gene Sh2d3a, whose product is annotated as SH2 domain containing 3A. Lineage: Eukaryota; Metazoa; Chordata; Mammalia; Rodentia; Muridae. The record is from RefSeq and is a predicted model, not a curated record. Gene Ontology annotation, molecular function: guanyl-nucleotide exchange factor activity. Gene Ontology annotation, biological process: small GTPase-mediated signal transduction; positive regulation of peptidyl-serine phosphorylation.
CCAGGUGAGGGCAGGCGAGGCUGGGGCUAGCCCGGGUAUGGACAUUUUGCGUCUCAGCCACUGAUCUUCCAAGUUGAGUCCCGUCGGAACCCCAGAGUCGCGUCUAGAUGUGAAAGACUGAGACAAUGAAUGUUCAGAGCUCAGCCCUGAUGCCCUCCACCAAGAGCUCCAUGCAGGCACGACAAGAUAAAGAUGAUCUUUCCCACCAGCCCUGGUACCAUGGUCAGCUGUCUCGACAGGAAGCUGAAGCCCUUCUACUACAAGAUGGUGACUUCCUUGUUCGUGCUUCAGAGUCCCGUGAGGGCCACCCUGUAAUCUCCUGCCGUUGGCGAGGCAAGAUUCUACAUUUUGAGGUGUUCCAAGUAGCACUGCGUCCCAGGCCUGGUCGUCCACGGGCUCUCUUUCAGCUCGAAGAUGAGAGAUUUACCAGCAUGUCGGCCCUCGUUCACAGUUACAUGAGUCGCAGGCGCCCACUGUCCCAGGCCACAGGAGCUGUAGUCUCCAAGCCUGUGAGUCGUCAGAGGCCGCUGAUGCACGGUCUCAGUGAGGAUGUGCUCACAGACAGCCCGCCUGCAAGCAGGCCUUUCAGGCCUAGAAAGUGGAGCUCCAGCCAGCCUACAGAUUUGGACCAUUCAGGAAGAGGUGAAGAUGACACCAGACCAGCACCCCCUGCUUUUGAAUCUGCCCUAUACCGGACAAGCAGUGAACCCACAUUGCUGAAGGGCCUACCUCAUCUGGGAACUACGGCAGACAGUCUCAGAGCCUCUGAUGGACAGCUUCAUGCAAAAGCCUCCUCCGAGCCACUCCAGUCACCCUCCCUGGCCUCUGAACACUUCCCAACAUACUGCGAACUCCUCCCCCGAGUGCCCAGCACUCAGAGAAAGACUCCCAGACCAAGCUAUCCAGAGCCAGAUGUCUGGUGGUGGGAAGCCAAGGAGGAAGAGGAAGAAGAGGGGGACAGAUGCUUCAUAAGACCACAAGCUGAGGUCUCAUUUUGUCCCUCUGGCCACCCUUCCUGCCUGCUGGGUCCCCAUAAUCGGCCUUUGGACCCUGCAGUUCUGCACACUCUUAGAAACUUGUUUGUAGCACACCAUCCUGGGAGCACUGCUCUGCACCUGCUGUUGGUGGAUUGCCAGGCUGUAGGCCUCCUGGGAGUGACCAAGAGUCAGCGGAUUGCCAUGGGUGUCCCCUCUGGUCUGGAACUACUCACACUUCCUCAUGGCCAUCACCUGAGGUUGGAGGUGCUGGAGAGGAUUGAGACGCUGGCGCUGGCCGGGGCCCUGGCUGUACUGGGUUGUUCGGGGCCCCUGGAGGAGCGCGCAUCUGCUCUGAAAGGCCUGGUGGAGUUGGCAUUGGUGCUGAGGCCAGGAGAGACAGGGGACCUGCUGGGACUAGCUGGGGUCAUGGGCGCCCUGCUCAUGCCCCAGGUAUCCAGAUUAGAGAGCACCUGGCGUCAUCUGCGAAGGAGCCACACAGAGGCUGCGGUGGUCUUUGAACAGGAGCUAAAGCCUCUGAUGCGGGCUCUGGAUGAAGGUACAGUACCCUGCAACCCAGGAGAGGUUGCCCUGCCACAUGUGGCACCAGCAGUGCGCCUGCUGGAGGGUGAGGAAACCUCUGGGGCACUGGACGAGUCCUGUGACCGCCUACUGCGCAUCCUGCUUGGAGCCCGACAGGUGGCCCGGGAUGCGCCCCUGUUCCGCAGGGCAGCUGCCCAGUGCCUGCAAGGAUUCAGGCCGGACCCAGAACUACGGGAGGCACUGACCACCAACUUCCUGCGCCGCCUACUGUGGGGGAGCAAGGGAGCCCAGGCCACCAGAACUGACCGCCUACAGAAGUUCCAUCACAUCCUGAGCAUCCUAUCCCAACAACUAGAACCUCAUGACUGAGAGCCCAGCCCCCAGUCCUUUUAUACUUGAGGGACCCAAAGGAGGCUCCCCCAAGCUAUUCAAGAGGCUAUGAAAUGAACUUGGUGCCCACACCCAUCACGCCAGCACUUGGGAAGUGCAGAUGGGAGAAUCAGGAGUUCAAGAGCAUCCUUAGCUACGUAACUUUGAGGCCAGCCUGGGCUCUAUGGGGAAAUUGUUUUGAAUUCUGCACCCUCUCAGGUCAAAGCUUGUAAGAAUCUUCCUCUUAAAACAGACCCCAAGGGACUGAGAUGCAAUAGUUGCCUCCUUUUUACCAAAAAAACUACUCAAGUAUCCACAGACCAACCCUCACAGUCCAGUAUGUGCUACUCACCCUACAGCUGGGGUACCCAGAAAGUGACCACAUGGUGAACGUGUGACUUUUUAAAAUAAAGAUAUCUUAUA